GAGAUCCAUAAAAAUGGGCAAGAUUGGUGCGCAUCUAACUAUAAUCAUCAUUAGCCAGCAACCAGUGGCUUAUUCCAAGCAUGAAUAAAUCCACAUAUUUGUUUGGCAAAAUCAUGUCAAUGUUACCUAUUUAUAGAAUCUUAAGCAAAUGUGCAAAAGCAACGUACUAUUGUUGAUUCUUGAUGUAGCCUGAUGAGCUAUUUGAAAAACAGAAGGCUCACAGGAAAAUACAUACCGCGUUUAGAAGUCAGAAGAAACCCUGUUAGAACAUCAUGAGCCCCCGGUAGAUAAAAUUCACAUAAUUUUGUUUCUAGAUGGUUUGCUGUGUUUUGCCAAGUAUCAGCAGCAAAGCAAGCUGACUGUUGGGAGACAUUGAGUACACUGUGCACCACAAGGUUGUGAGCACCAUCCACCCAAAGCAGAGAGUCUCGCUCCUACCUUUUGUUACAAAAGUGUGUUGGGCUGUUGAAGAAAGAUCCAGCCAUUGGUGCACACACAAAAAUCCAAGUUGCAGCUGUAGGUGCUCUCCUACAUAGCAGUGGAUAGGAAGAUGUGUAGUUCCUUCCUUGAUGUCCCCCACCAUCCACCAAUCCACCAUCCUCCUCCAAAGAAAUGCUACUAGGCUAGGUUGGGCUAGGUCAGAUAGGGGGCAGCCACACACACUGAGCAAGCAAGCAUGAGAUAGUCCAGGCCUCUACUGUUGUUCUUGACGGAAAGAAGGAACACAAAAAGGUGAGCAUGUAUAUUUCUCCAAAAGCACAGUGCAUCCCCCCAAGCAUGCCCACACCUCCAUCAUGAAAGUGCCAUCCUCUAUUUGCCUCCCUCCCUUGUUUCCUCAUGGUGGCAAUGUGGCAUCCACGAUCAAUCUAAUCUCGUAAGUAUUUUAUAUUUUUCUCAUAGCUUUACAACUCUGGUUGAUUUGUAGACACCAGGCGGCGCUGUUUCUCUAAGUUGAUUUAGCGGCGCUGUUUUUGUUGAACAACUUUUGGAGGCAUGGAGAUUAGACGUAGAUAUUUUGUAAAUGCUUGGCUUUAGGAUGAUGUUGACUUGAGCGAUUUAUUCCAGAGAACAAAUAUACACAAAGAUUUACUCCUUUUUGCUUUUGGGAUGAAGAUUGCUUUCUUCUUCUUUAAUGCCGUGCCCACCAAGUGUUCGAUAGAAUGACAGAACCCCAAAACCAUGUAAGGUUUACAGCUGUCGAGUAUAGGUUCAUUUCUUGCACAUGUCCUUGUUGUGUUCAUGGUGGAUGCAGGUUGGCCGCUUCCAAGAGGACAUCUGUGUCAGUUUUCUUUCGCCAAGUGAGAAGGCGAGAUGAUCUCUCACAGGGACGAGGACCAGGGAAUGUAAGGAGGUUAUACGGCAAGGACAAGGUUACAAGAGAUCGUACAGCUUAACUUUUUUUUUUAGCAUUGCGACUUUAGCAAAGAAUCUGUGCAAUGUUUCCCCUUCUCCGUACAUAGUUAAUGGAUGAGGAGCAAGAAACCACCAUAGGCAGUGCACCAUAUGCGGCGAGCAUCCGCAAGCUGUGAAAGCACACCCUUUAUCCUGAGUUGACUAGAGAAUAUCACAAACAGCCACCAUGACUGCAAAUUGUUGUGUACGCGCUUAUUCCGUCUAUGUCACCUUUUGGAAUAGGCUAACGUAUGGUACGGAUUUCUUGCUUCCGUAGGGCGGAAUUUGGUCUCCAAUUGAGAGAAAUAGACAAGGGGACUAUCCAUCAAUUCAACAUCAACAGUAACCUUUCUUUAUCUUUCAGAACAAUCUGGCCCUGUUAUUGUCAACUAAUCCUUGGAUGCUUCUAGUUGGCAUGCAUGUAGCAUUGCAUUUGGUAUUUGAUUAUGGCCAAAAGUUAUAUUGGCUAAAUCGAGCUUGGGACCUAGUUAGUUUUGAUCCCCUGCAAGUACUCAUGGUGCUAUAAUUUACAAAACAAAGUUAAGCAUGUAGUUCGACCUCAUAGUGUUUUGUAUUCUAGAUGAAGCAUUCCUAUUCGAUACAACUUCUCCAGUAUAAUUUAGAAGUGGAUAAAAUGCACUCUUAUCUUCGAUGCUGCUCACCUUACUGUGAUGCUUGGUUGCCCCUGGUUGCGUGUGAUCCUAUAUGAUGGCUGUACAUGAUAUGUAUUCUUAGGAGCAUUAUUGGUAACUUUAGCUUGGUUAACCGAUUAUCCUUGUCUCUCCAUGUGCACCUGAAAAGGUCCACAGAUAUUUUGCGAUGAUGCUCAGGCCCAUGGGGAAGCAUCAAGUUUGUUUUUAAUGCUUUCCUUUUUCUCUUUCUGCUCACGAUUGUGAGAUCCUUAAUAUUUUGGACCAUUCUUGCAUAGAUCUGGUAACAAGUUGCAGUAUUAUGCACAAGCAGAGGGUCUCUACUCUGUACUCCGGAAGAGUAUGUAAGAGUGCCAGAGUCAGUCGACCCAAUGCUACUCCUACCAGGUUAUCCUGUCCCUCAGACGAUGUUAAUCGUUAAAUAGCCAGUUAUAUAGGUUAGAGCUUUGCGUUUAUGUGGAAUGUCUACAAAUGAGGAGACAUCAUGGUACAACUCACCUAUACAAUUAUGAUAUGGUCUCCUCUCAAUUUGUAUCAGAUCAUACUAAAUACAAAAAGAUGGACCAUAUGAGGGCACGUUUUUUGCACCAUUGCUAGGAUCUUCAACUUGUUUCUAGCCUUUUUGGCCUAGAUUUUUAUAAUAUUUGCAACCAUGCUAUCAUUUAUACCUGUUAAUUAAGCAUACUACUGUUUUUUUCUUCGAAUCUCUAUGUGUCACACAUGUUCUAUUCGCUUUCUGGGAUCUUCAACUUGUUUCUAGCCUUUUUGGCCUACAUUUUUUAAUAUUUGCAACCAUGCGAUCAUGUAUACUGGUUAAUUAAGCAUACUACUUUUUUUUUCGAAUCACUAUGUGUCACACAUGUUCUAAUCACUUUCUAGAUGUAUUUCAAGGCUGACAUAUCUUUACACGGUUUUGUCAAGGAAAAAUGAGAUGUAAUUCCUAAAAGGUGCAUAAUGGUAAUUGGUAAACAGGUGGAGUUUCAUGUCACAAGACAAAAUGAGUAGAAAAAUAAUAGUGCGGGUUCCAGAAAUAUUGAAACAUACUGUCAUGUCCAGAAAGAUAGUAAGUGGAUCAUCUUACACGGGCAGAUGGGCUGCACUUUCUAAUUGGGUAAGAAUCUCUCUUGAAAAGUGGAAAUAUUAAGCAGAUAUGCUUCUCAUGAUCAUGCACAUCGCAUUAUAUAAGGGGCAAACAAGCUCCAGAAGAUAUUACUUUGAGCCCUUCCCUCCUCUUCAAGUUAAAGUCCAUUUCUGAUCCUUCUUUUGCUUGUAUCAUGGACAAUAAUGAGUUAGGCUGCAAGCAAAGCGACGCUCUUCAAGAGCUCGAGAUGCUGACAGUGAAUGCCAAGGAAGCCCAACAGCUUAUACUGACAAAAAUCCUUGAGAGGAACCAAGCUAGUGAGUACUUGAGCAAAUUCAUGAAUAGAUCCACAAACACAUCCACCUUCAAGAGAAACGUCCCAGUAGUGACAUAUGAUGUGGUCCAGCCGUACAUCACAAGGAUCUCAACUGGCGAGGAUUCUUCCAUUAUAUCUGGAGACCGAAUCGUAGAACUGCUGAGAAGCUCCGGAACUUCUCGGGGUGAGCCAAGAUUGAUGCCAGCCAUCUCCGAGGAUCUUGACCGUCGAACCUACCUUUAUAGUCUGCUAAUGCCGAUAAUGAACAAGUAUGUAUCAGGCCUUGGUGAGGGGAAGGCCAUGUAUCUUCUCUUUGUGAAAGCAGAAACACUGACGAAUUCUGGCAUUCCAGUUCGAUCAGUCCUCACUAGCUAUUACAAAAGCCCUCACUUCCUGCACCGCAAACAUGACUUGUACAACAACUACACCAGUCCUGAUGAGGUAAUUCUUUGCCCUGACAGCCAGCAGAGCAUGUACUGCCAGCUGCUCUGCGGCCUGGUUGAACGCCAGCAUGUCCUCCGUCUUGGGGCAGUCUUCGCCUCGGCGUUCCUUCGGUCUAUCAGCUUUCUUGAGCUGCACUGGUGUGACCUUGUCACUGACAUACGUAAUGGUAAACUCAAUCCCAAUGUCACCAACACCAAAUGCCGGUUGGCCAUGGAGUGCUUUCUCGCAUUGCCCAACCCGGAGCUCGCUGAUGAGCUUGAGGAAAUCUGCGGCUGUGGGCCAUGGAAGGGGAUUCUAGGCAGGCUAUGGCCUAACGUCAAGUACAUCGAAGCUGUUCUUACAGGAACAAUGGCACAAUACAUCCCCAUGCUGGAGUUCUAUAGUGGUGGUAGGAUUCCCUUGGUAUGCACCAUGUACGCCUCGUCGGAGAGCUAUUUUGGUGUCAAUCUGAGGCCACUGUGCAAACCAACGGACGUGUCUUACACCAUCCUCCCAAACAUGGCCUACUUUGAGUUCAUUCCUUUGGAGGAUGGCCUCAGAGUGACGGAUGAUGAGGAGGUGGUGGGGAAUGACAAGCUUGUCAGCCUGGUGGAUGUCAAGGUCGGAUGCUACUAUGAGCUUGUGGUCACCACAUUUUCUGGUCUUUACAGGUAUAGGGUUGGCGAUGUGCUUCAGGUCACAGGCUUCUACAACCAUGCGCCGCAGUUCAAAUUCAUCUGCCGGAGAAACGUGAUCCUCAGCAUCGACACCGACAAGACCAACGAGGAGGAUCUCCACAACAGCGUCACGCGUGCCAAGAAGAUCCUGGAGGACAGAAACCACAUCCUCCUGGAGUACACCAGCUACCCAGACACUUCCACCGUCCCUGGACACUAUGUGCUCUUCUGGGAGAUCAAGUCCACCUGCGAAGGCGUGCAGCCCCUCGACCCUCAGCUCCUCGAGAGCUGCUGCGUCUCCGUCGAGGAGUCGCUCGACUACAUCUACAGGCGCUGCAGGGCGCACGACAAGUCGGUAGGCCCGCUGGAGAUACGGGUGGUCGAGGCCGGCGCGUUUGAUGCUCUGAUGGAUCUGCUGGUCAGCCAGGGCAGCUCCAUCAACCAGUACAAGACCCCGAGGUGCAUCGAGUCCGGCCUCGCGCUGAAGCUGCUCAACUCCAAGGUCACGGCUUCCUUCUUCAGCCCCCGGGAUCCUGAGUGGACCAUGUAAAAGCUUUCAGGGAGGGCCUGGGAGAGGCUGCAAAUCUCCGGUCUGAUCGUGCCAGCCCGAUGGCAGUAUUUCUGCUGCUUGCGUUUUUCAUUUGGAGAACUACCACUACUUGUUAUAGCGCUUUCUUGUAUUAUUGCCAAGCCCUAAAGCAGAAUGAAGUAUUCGCCAUUUUUUUUUGAAUUAAAAUUCGCCAUUUUUUUGCUACUCAUGUACUAUGAUUGUUCAUCUCAUCAUCUGAGCUCCGAACUGAAUGGUGAUACUACUAUAUUUAUUUAUGC
Triticum urartu is the source of this 5367-nucleotide messenger RNA. The record is from RefSeq and is a predicted model, not a curated record. NCBI's taxonomy places the organism in Eukaryota, Viridiplantae, Streptophyta, Magnoliopsida, Poales, Poaceae.